AUGGUCUUCAUUCUUGGCGUCAACUUCGGCGAGCAGAAGCUCGUCAAGAAAGCCCUUGAGUCCUUCUACGCUCUUGGACCCACGAUAUCUGCCCGAAUCAUGGCAAAAUACUCGAUUCACAAGCUCGCCAAGGUCGGGUCUCUCGCUCCCAGAACUGUCACUUCCAUUACAGCCGAGUUAUCACAAAUGACGAUCGAAACGGAUGCUAGGCGCUUGGUACAAGAAAACAUUCGACGACUAAAGGAUAUGGGGUCAUACCGUGGUAGACGACACGCAAUGGGUCUUCCAGUACGUGGUCAGCGAACAAGGACGCAGACAGCAACUGCCAACAGGCUCAACAGGGUCGAGCGACGAGGUUAA
Molecule: messenger RNA, 360 nt
Organism: Fusarium poae
Lineage: Eukaryota; Fungi; Ascomycota; Sordariomycetes; Hypocreales; Nectriaceae
Exons: 3
Coding region: 1-360 (119 amino acids)
Biological process (GO): translation
Cellular component (GO): ribosome; mitochondrion; small ribosomal subunit
Molecular function (GO): structural constituent of ribosome; RNA binding
Source: RefSeq, a predicted model, not a curated record